AUGCGGUUACCAUGUGUCCCUAGCCGCGCAUUGAGAGGACUCCGGGCGCAAUCGUUGCUCUCCCGCAACGGCCAGAGGCACUCUCUGCCUAGCGGAACCAGGAACUAUAAUGCGGCGGUCAUAGGCGGCGGCAUCACCGGCCUAACGGCGGCCUCACGACUGUCGCAGGACCCGGAAUGCUCGAAGGUGACGUUGUAUGAGAAGUCCGGACGUUUAGGGGGUUGGAUGCUGUCUGAGAGGAUUCCAGUUGACGGGGGAGAUGUCCUAUUUGAGUACGGCCCGCGGACCUUGAGGACUGCGGCACCUGCUUGUCUUCCGUUGAUUGAUUUGAUACUUGACAUGGACCUUCAUGACGAAGUUCUUUUGACGAAGAAGGAUGACCCCGCGGCUCGCAAUCGCUAUGUCUACUACCCCGAUCACCUCGUCCGCAUGCCAGGCCCUGAUCCGGAAGCGGGGUUUCUACAGAAUGCGAUCUCGGUCCUAGGCAGCUUAGUCUCCGAGCCGGUAUUCAAGAACCUCAUCAAAGGCGUCGUCACAGAACCAUUAAAACUGGACCUCAUCCCGGGCCCUGCAGAUGAAUCCGUUGCGGAGUUCGUCACUCGCAGACUCCACCCCGACGUCGCCGAUAACCUUGUAUCCGCCGUCAUGCAUGGAAUAUAUGCGGGUGAUAUUGAUAAGCUGAGUGCGCAGGCCCUUCUGGGACAAAUCCGGACGUUUGAGACUCCGGACCGGGGGGUCAUCGGGUCCCUGUUGAAUAUCAAGAGUUCGGGGAGAGCGAUUGUGCGCGUGGAUGACUCUUUGGCUCGGAGGAAUGCGGGCCCGUUGAAGAACAUUGAGUAUUGGAAGAUGCUGAAGACAUUGGUUGCGAGGUCUAGCGCAUUGACUUUCAAAAAUGGGGUUGGGCAGCUGUCUGAUGCUCUGGCUGCAGCUUUGGAUAGGGAGGAGAAGGUGGAGGUUAUCACUAAUGCUGAUGUUAGAGCUAUCAGUAAGAAUUCGGAGACUUCUGACUUGAUUGUCGACUACGGAGAGAACCAAUCUCAAACACACAACCGGGUCAUUGCUACCAACCCAGCUCCAAACCUAGCUCAACAGCUCAGUCAAAUUACCCAGAAAGACCAGAAAACCCCACAGAGUACAAUCAAUUGUCUCAAGCAGCACAACUAUGUGACUACAGUCAUGGUUGUCAACCUAUACUAUCCAAACCCAGACCUCCUCCCCGUCACCGGUUUCGGCUAUCUCAUCCCCCGAUCAAUCCCCUUUGACCAAAACCCAGAGCGAGCAUUAGGCGUGAUCUUCGGUUCCGACUCCAGCGUCGGCCAGGACACCGCCCCCGGCACCAAACUAACAGUAAUGUUCGGUGGCCACUGGUGGGACGACUGGUUAGAAUCCGACUACCCCGAUCAUGACAGAGCCGUAAAAAUGGCCCGCUCUCUCCUCGAACGACACCUAAACAUCAAAGAUGAACCAAUCCUUACCCGCAGCAAACUGCAACGCAACGCCAUCCCCCAGUACACCGUGGGCCAUGUGUCGCGCAUGCAGGAGCUCUCACGGUCCGUCCGUACCGACUUCAACAAACGGCUUACCCUGGCGGGAUCCUGGUAUGGCGGUGUUGGAAUCACGGAUUGUGUCCGGCAGGCGUAUAUAGCUUCGACAUUGGGUGUUGGGGCAAAGAAGUUGGAUCUUGAGAUGGACCGUCCCAGGUUUGAUCCUGCGGAGUGGGAGUUGGAGGGUGGAUUGCCGAUGGCUCCGGUUCAGUGGGUUGAUGUUCCUCUAUCGGAGCAGUAA
Molecule: messenger RNA, 1785 nt
Organism: Aspergillus chevalieri
Lineage: Eukaryota; Fungi; Ascomycota; Eurotiomycetes; Eurotiales; Aspergillaceae
Gene: hem14
Product: oxygen-dependent protoporphyrinogen oxidase
Exons: 3
Coding region: 1-1785 (594 amino acids)
Biological process (GO): heme biosynthetic process
Cellular component (GO): mitochondrial inner membrane
Molecular function (GO): protoporphyrinogen oxidase activity, oxygen as acceptor
Source: RefSeq, a predicted model, not a curated record